UAUUUUUUUUCUGGCCUGGCACUCUGGCAGCACUGAGACGUGUAGAUCGUCUCUGUACUAUCAUGGUAGGCGUUUUCCACAAUUGGACUCGGUUCACGGACAGUGCGAAUUCCCGGUAGGAGGAAAGGAAGAAACGAGCGAUCACUUUUUUCGUAUUUAUCGACUUGUCGAUGAAAGGAUAAUGGCCGAUACAACCGUGGAAGCCACCCGCCGGCUUAACGUCAAGAAACAGACUUUGGACGACGCGUACGCCGCCCCUGCCAACUUUCUUGAGAUCGACGUUACCAAUCCGGUCACUCACGGGGUCGCAAAAAAGCGAUACACCGACUACGAAGUCCAGAUGAAGACCAACUUGCCUGUCUUUAAAAUCAAAGAAUCCAGCGUGAGGAGGAGAUACAGCGACUUCGAAUGGCUCAGAAACGAAUUAGAGAGGGACAGCAAGAUUGUUGUUCCUCCUUUACCUGGAAAGGCAUGGAAAAGGCAGAUCCCUUUCCGAGGCGAUGAUGGAAUUUUUGAAGAUGAUUUUAUUGAGGACAGAAGAAAGGGAUUAGAGAUAUUUGUGAAUAAGAUUGCCGGUCACCCUUUGGCCCAGAAUGAGAGAUGUUUGCACAUGUUCCUCCAGGAGCAGACCAUCGACAAAAAUUAUGUCCCAGGAAAGAUUCGUAACACAUAAUUUUUAGGCCGCUCUCCAAUUUAUUUUUAUUCCACAUUGGUUUCUAAAAAAUUGGAAAAUAAAAAUGAUUCUUCUAUCACAGUUCAAAUAAAUACCAAAACUGUCAGUCUGCAGAUUUGUUUUAGGUUUUAUUGUCUCAUUCCAAGUUAUAUUUUUUUAAGAAAAUAAAGAUAUAACAAUGCCUUUAUUAUCGUAACUAUAUUUAGAUUUCAAAUACAUUAUUUAAAAGGUUAUGUGAGUUAUAAAAAUAUUGCAAAUGUAUCUAAUGAACUUCCCUUGUAAGGAUAUUUUUAUAAUAUAUAGAAGACAAAUUAUCAUCGUUAAUAUAUUUACAGAUUAUAUUUUCAUUUACUACAUUAAAUAAUAGCAUAACUUCUUUAUGUAAUUAAAUAUUGAUGUUUAAGGUUUUUUUUAAGAUUUCUAUAUAUUUAUAAAAUUACGUUAUUGUUUAGAAAGCAAAAAUAUCAUUACACAUAGUGGAAUGAUUUCCUGAUAUAACUGAUAUAAGAUAUUUAUAAAUAAAAAGUGCAAGAUUUGUUUUUCUUAAGAUAAGCAUGUGCUC
Molecule: messenger RNA, 1235 nt
Organism: Cimex lectularius (bed bug)
Lineage: Eukaryota; Metazoa; Arthropoda; Insecta; Hemiptera; Cimicidae
Gene: Snx3
Product: sorting nexin-12
Exons: 4
Coding region: 182-673 (163 amino acids)
Biological process (GO): late endosome to Golgi transport; endocytic recycling
Cellular component (GO): retromer complex; early endosome membrane
Molecular function (GO): phosphatidylinositol-3-phosphate binding
Source: RefSeq, a predicted model, not a curated record